CCACGACACGGUGAAGCGUGCGGACGACGCGGGCGUAGGUAGACACGCACCUAACAUUUUGACGAGAUGGCGGAGAAAUCACGUCGAGUGGCACAAACGGAGGAUUUAUCGAACGUAGAGUUCGAAACCAGCGAGGAUGUCGAAGUUAUUCCUACCUUCGAUAACAUGGGUCUCCGCGAUGAAUUAUUGCGUGGAAUCUACGCGUACGGUUUUGAGAAACCGUCAGCCAUCCAGCAGCGAUCAAUCAAACCCAUCAUGAAGGGCAGAGAUGUGAUAGCACAAGCACAAUCUGGUACGGGAAAAACCGCCACCUUCUCGAUUGCAAUAUUACAGUCGCUGGAUACGCAAGUACGAGAAACCCAGGUUCUGGUUUUGUCCCCGACUCGAGAGCUCGCCACUCAGAUCCAGAAAGUUAUCCUCGCGCUGGGGGACUUCAUGAAUGUACAGUGUCACGCUUGCAUUGGCGGUACAAAUCUUGGAGAAGACAUCAGAAAGCUCGAUUAUGGUCAACACGUUGUGUCUGGUACACCUGGUAGAGUAUUUGACAUGAUUAAGAGGCGAGUUCUCAGAACGAGGGCCAUCAAAAUGCUGGUACUGGACGAAUCCGACGAGAUGUUGAACAAAGGAUUCAAGGAACAGAUUUAUGAUGUGUAUCGAUAUCUACCACCGGCGACGCAGGUUGUCUUAGUCUCGGCCACCUUGCCACACGAAAUUCUCGAGAUGACUAGUAAAUUUAUGACGGACCCCAUUCGUAUCCUCGUCAAACGUGAUGAAUUGACAUUGGAAGGGAUCAAGCAGUUCUUCGUCGCUGUCGAGCGAGAAGAAUGGAAAUUUGACACGCUCUGCGACUUGUACGACACGUUAACGAUAACGCAAGCAGUUAUCUUUUGUAAUACCAAACGUAAAGUCGACUGGUUGACAGAAAAGAUGCGAGAGGCCAAUUUUACAGUGUGUUCCAUGCACGGAGAUAUGCCACAGAAAGAACGAGACAACAUAAUGAAAGAGUUUCGAUCUGGUCAGAGUCGUGUGUUAAUCACCACGGACGUAUGGGCGAGAGGAAUUGACGUUCAACAGGUGUCGCUCGUAAUUAAUUACGAUUUGCCUAACAAUCGUGAAUUGUACAUUCAUAGA
Vollenhovia emeryi is the source of this 1131-nucleotide messenger RNA. Its product is annotated as eukaryotic initiation factor 4A-III-like. The transcript has 5 exons. The annotation marks the transcript as partial. Gene Ontology annotation, molecular function: RNA helicase activity; mRNA binding; ATP binding. Lineage: Eukaryota; Metazoa; Arthropoda; Insecta; Hymenoptera; Formicidae. Gene Ontology annotation, cellular component: catalytic step 2 spliceosome; nucleolus. The record is from RefSeq and is a predicted model, not a curated record.